Molecule: messenger RNA, 341 nt
Organism: Ciona intestinalis (vase tunicate)
Lineage: Eukaryota; Metazoa; Chordata; Ascidiacea; Phlebobranchia; Cionidae
Source: RefSeq, a predicted model, not a curated record
GAUGUCAUAUUGAUGAUGUCAUACACAUGUGGCCACCUAACAAUACUAAACCAUCCAUUUAAUCCCCAGGAACCCGAGUCACCUGACCAACCAACAUCAGAGGACAACCCUCCUGUCGCAGGUGAAGCAGGAUUGAAUGAGAAUGUUGGAAAAGAAGAAGAAACAAUGUCGGUGUUCCCGUGUCUUCCUCCUAUCAGGCACCCCCCUCCUGAUAAACCAGAUUCUAGCCACUGUGUACCGAGUGCAAAGUACUUGGGGAACUUGUUCGUUUAUGUUUUAUCUUUUCCAUGGAUAUGUGCUUAUACGUGGACCAUACCUGACUGCUCUAAACCAGACACGAG